GUCCACUAUACUCAAUUCUUGGCCACCACGUUAACCCUAUUCCCAAGGAACCUCAAUUUUUCCUUUGACCCUCUUUACAAUUUUGACUUCAAUACUUCAUUACUCACACAACUUUUCCACCCUUUAUUUAUAAACCUCAAAAAUUUCAUCUUUCAAACUAUCUCGUUAAACCCUUUUCUUCACUGAACCUCACCAAUAAGCUUUUGCCAAAAAAAAUACAUUUUUGUUUUACUAUGUUGUUUGUUUUGUCUUCUAUUUCACUCACGAACUUUUCUACUGAUUUUCUUCUAAAACCCAUUUUCCUUCAUGGGUUAUCUAGUAUUCUCCAUCUAGUGUUGCUUGUUGGGGUUUUGGUUUCAUGUGUUUGGAAAAAAAUCACAACUUGUGUUGUGAAUGAGUCUGAGAAAAAAUAUAGUAAUACUUUGUUUAAAGUGACAAAGUUUUGUUCUUUUGGUUUUUCUUCUUUCAAUUUUGUUCUGUUUCUGUUUAAUUGCUUCUACUGGUAUACUAGUGGUUGGCCAGAAGAAAAAGUUGUUACCCUUUUUGAUUUAGCUGUCAAAACAGUUGCUUGGUGUGUUGUUUGUGUUUGUUUCCACAAAGGGUUCUUCUUUUUCUUGAGUUCAUGUCAAAGAAGAAGGUUUCCAUUUUUCUUCAGAGCUUGGUGUGUUUUCUAUCUCUUUGUUUCAUGUUAUUGCUUUGUGGUGGACAUUGUUGUUCUUUAUGAAUUUCAUGUUGCUUUAACUGCUCAAUGCAUGGUUUCUGAUGUGGUAUCUGUUUGUGUGAGUUUGUUCUUCUGUUAUGUGGGAUAUUUUGUGAAAAGUAGGAGUGAAGAAGGUGAUAGAACUCUUCAAGAGCCUCUUUUGAAUGGUGGUUCACAUGUUGGUAAUGGUGAUGAUAAAGUUAAUGCUUUGGAUUUAAAAGAGACCAAAGGAAGUGACACUGUUACCCCUUUCUCAAAUGCUGGAAUUUUGAGCCUUCUUACCUUCGCUUGGGUGGGGCCCCUUAUAGCAGUUGGCAAUAAGAAAACCUUGGACCUUGAGGAUGUUCCUCAGUUGGAUAGUGGAGAUAGUGUGUUUGGAGCUUUUCCAACUUUUAGAGACAAACUUGAUGCUGAUUGUGGUGCAAUCAAUAGAGUAACCACACUUAAGUUGGUGAAGUCAUUAAUAAUCUCAGGGUGGAAAGAAAUUCUUUUCACUGCUUUUCUUGCAUUGAUAAACACUUUUGCUUCUUAUGUUGGUCCUUAUCUUAUUGAUUCUUUCGUUCAAUACCUUGAUGGACAAAGGCUAUAUGAGAAUCAAGGCUAUGCCUUGGUUUCUGCAUUCUUCUUUGCAAAGCUUGUAGAGUGUUUUACACAAAGACAUUGGUUCUUUAGGUUGCAGCAACUCGGACUUCGAAUUCGAGCACUGCUCGUGACUAUGAUAUAUAAUAAAGCCUUAACACUUUCAUGUCAAUCAAGGCAGGGCCACACUUCUGGUGAAAUAAUCAAUUUCAUGACUGUUGAUGCUGAAAGAGUUGGUGUUUUCAGUUGGUACAUGCAUGAUUUAUGGUUAGUAGUUUUGCAAGUUACAUUGGCCUUGUUGAUUUUGUAUAAAAACCUUGGUGUUGCUUCAGUUGCUGCUUUUGCUGCAACUAUCAUUGUUAUGUUGGCAAAUGUUCCAUUAGGAUCAUUGCAAGAGAAGUUUCAAAGUAAGUUGAUGGAGUCAAAGGAUACCAGAAUGAAAACAACAUCUGAAAUUUUAAGGAACAUGAGGAUCCUCAAACUACAAGGAUGGGAAAUGAAGUUUCUAUCUAAAAUAACUGAGCUCAGGAACAAUGAGCAAAACUGGUUGAAGAAAUUUCUUUAUACUUCAGCCAUGACUACAUUUGUCUUUUGGGGUGCACCUACAUUUGUUUCUGUGGCUACUUUUGGCACUUGCAUGCUUAUAGGGAUUCCUCUUGAAUCAGGGAAGAUUCUGUCAGCACUUGCAACAUUCAGGAUUCUUCAAGAGCCUAUUUAUAAUCUUCCUGAUGUUAUUUCAAUGAUAGCACAAACUAAAGUUUCUCUUGAUAGGAUCGCAUCGUACCUUCGUCUCAAUGACUUGCAGUCCGAUGUUGUAGAGAAUCUUCCUCCCGGUAGUUCCGAUACAGCAAUCGAAGUGGUCGAUGGAAACUUUUCUUGGGAUUUAUCUUCUACUAAUCCAACUUUGCAGAACAUAAAUGUAAGAGUUUCUCAUGGCAUGAAGGUUGCUGUUUGUGGUACUGUUGGAUCAGGGAAAUCUACUCUACUUUCUUGUGUAUUAGGAGAAGUACCAAAGAUAUCAGGUAUCCUUAAGGUUUGUGGAACAAAGGCUUAUGUUGCUCAAUCACCAUGGAUUCAAAGUGGAAAGAUAGAGGAUAAUAUAUUGUUUGGUAAGGACAUGGAUAGGGAAAGGUAUGAGAAGGUUCUUGAAGCAUGUUCCUUAAAGAAGGAUCUAGAGAUUUUGUCAUUUGGUGAUCAAACAGUUAUAGGAGAGCGUGGAAUAAAUUUGAGUGGUGGACAGAAACAAAGAAUACAAAUUGCACGCGCUCUUUACCAAGAUGCUGAUAUGUAUCUAUUUGAUGAUCCUUUUAGUGCUGUUGAUGCUCAUACAGGCUCUCACCUUUUCAAGGAAUGCUUGCUGGGUUAUUUAAGUUCAAAAACAGUUGUUUAUAUUACUCAUCAAGUGGAGUUCUUACCUACUGCUGACCUUAUAUUGGUCAUGAAAGAUGGAAAAAUUACUCAAAGUGGAAAGUAUGCCGAUCUGCUUAACAUUGGGACUGAUUUUAUGGAACUUGUUGGUGCACAUAGAGAAGCUUUGUCUACACUUGAAACAUUGGAUGGAGGAAAAGAAUCUAAUGAAAUAAAUACAUUGGAACAAGAUGUAAGCAUCUCUGUCAGUGUCGCUCAUGAUGUCAAAGAAAAGGAGACAAUCAAAGAUGAGCAAAAUGAUAAAGGUGAACCGAAAGGCCAACUUGUUCAAGAAGAAGAAAGGGAGAAAGGUAAAGUUGGUUUUUCAGUGUAUUGGAAGUAUAUCACAACUGCAUAUGGAGGAGCUCUUGUACCGUUCAUAUUACUGGCUCAGAUUCUUUUUCAAUUUCUUCAAAUUGGAAGCAACUAUUGGAUGGCUUGGGCUACUCCCAUUUCAGCAGAUGUGGAAGCACCUGUUGAAGGCACAACUCUUAUAGAAGUCUAUGUUGCUUUGGCCAUUGGAAGUGCUUUAUGCAUUCUUGUUAGAGCAUUGUUACUUGUUACAGCUGGUUAUAAGACAGCUACUAUACUCUUCAAUAAAAUGCACUUGUCUAUUUUUCGUGCUCCGAUGUCAUUUUUUGAUUCUACUCCAAGCGGUCGAAUCCUUAACCGAGCUUCUACAGACCAAAGUGCAGUGGAUACAGACAUUCCUUAUCAAAUUGGUUCAUUUGCCUUCUCCUUGAUCCAACUUUUCGGAAUCAUAGUAGUGAUGUCCCAGGUUGCAUGGCAAGUGUUCAUUGUUUUUAUACCCGUGAUAGCCAUCAGCAUUUGGUAUCAGCGAUUUUACUUACCAUCAGCACGUGAACUAUCACGUUUGGUUGGAGUGUGCAAAGCUCCAAUCAUUCAACACUUUGCAGAAACAAUUUCUGGUACUACAACCAUUAGAAGCUUUGGUCAACAGUCGAGAUUUCAUGAAACGAAUAUGAAACUGACCGAUGGGUAUUCUCGUCCAAAGUUCAAUAUUGCUGCUGCUAUGGAAUGGUUAUGCAUCCGCUUAGAUAUGCUGUCUUCCAUCACAUUUGCCUUUUCCUUGAUAUUCUUGAUAUCUAUUCCACAGGGAAUCAUAAAUCCAGGCAUUGCUGGUCUAGCUGUUACCUAUGGUCUAAAUUUAAACAUGAUACAAGCUUGGGUGAUAUGGAAUCUUUGCAACUUGGAGAACAAAAUUAUAUCGGUAGAAAGGAUGCUUCAGUAUACAAACAUUCCUAGUGAGCCUCCUCUAGUUUUAGAAGAAGAAAAUAGACCAGAUCCUUCUUGGCCAUCAUACGGCGAGGUUGAUGUACGGAACUUGCAGGUUCGAUAUGCUCCUCAUCUUCCGCUCGUGUUGCGUGGCCUGACAUGCACAUUUCGUGGAGGAUUGAGAACUGGCAUUGUUGGUAGAACAGGUAGCGGCAAAUCAACUCUUAUACAAACACUAUUUCGACUUGUUGAACCUACUGCCGGGGAAGUUAUCAUAGACGGCAUCAACAUAUCUACAAUUGGGUUGCAUGAUUUGAGGUCUAGACUAAGCAUUAUUCCCCAGGAUCCGACAAUGUUUGAGGGGACUGUGAGAAGUAAUCUCGAUCCUCUGGAAGAGUACACCGAUGAACAAAUAUGGGAGGCCUUGGAUAAGUGUCAACUGGGAGAUGAAGUUAGAAAGAAAGAAGGAAAGCUCGAUUCUGCAGUUAGUGAGAAUGGUGAUAAUUGGAGCAUGGGUCAGAGGCAGUUGGUUUGUCUUGGUAGGGUUCUUCUUAAGAAGAGCAAGAUUUUGGUGCUUGAUGAAGCCACUGCAUCAGUUGACACAGCUACAGAUAAUUUAAUUCAGCAAACUCUUAAGCAGCAUUUCUCCGACUCUACCGUCAUUACCAUCGCACAUCGAAUAACUUCUGUUCUUGACAGUGAUAUGGUUCUACUUCUUAGUCAAGGGCGUAUUGAGGAGUAUGACUCUCCAACCACAUUGCUAGAGGAUAAGUCAUCAUCUUUUGCUAAGCUUGUUGCAGAGUAUACCAUGAGGUCCAACUCCAGUUUUGAGAAAUCUGUUCAUCAAUGAUUGAAGUCCACUGAAAUAUAUUUUUUUUGAUGAUGAUGAAAAUCUGGGGGUGGGGUGGGGAUACCAGUAUCUUAUUAAUGGUUUUUUGAUAGAUAAAUGUAAUAUAUAAUAAUAAGGUUUUGGAUUUCCAGUUUCACCUUUUCUUCCCAAGGCUGAAGUAAAUUAUUAGAGGGAAGAAUUAUAAAAUGAAAGAAAAUCUAGUUACUUUCAAUGCAUUAAUUUAAUGUGAAUAGUAACUACAUUAUUAUUUUUA
This is a messenger RNA of Cicer arietinum (chickpea), 5025 nucleotides long. RefSeq names its product ABC transporter C family member 3-like. Gene Ontology annotation, biological process: transmembrane transport. Lineage: Eukaryota; Viridiplantae; Streptophyta; Magnoliopsida; Fabales; Fabaceae. Gene Ontology annotation, cellular component: membrane. The record is from RefSeq and is a predicted model, not a curated record. Gene Ontology annotation, molecular function: ATP binding; ATP hydrolysis activity; ABC-type transporter activity.